Megalobrama amblycephala (Wuchang bream) is the source of this 6547-nucleotide messenger RNA. RefSeq names its product trichohyalin. Gene Ontology annotation, molecular function: GTP binding. NCBI's taxonomy places the organism in Eukaryota, Metazoa, Chordata, Actinopteri, Cypriniformes, Xenocyprididae. The record is from RefSeq and is a predicted model, not a curated record. The transcript is spliced from 3 exons. The coding region runs from base 147 to 6407 and encodes 2086 amino acids.
GCUCUGUUCCGCUCUACUGUUGUUCCAUGCAUUGAUAGGAAGUGAAUCGAUUACGCUUGAAAGAUACUGGAGUGUAAAACGAUGCCAAUGUAAAAAAAUAUUGCUCAAAACGAAGAGCAAAGGAGGACGAAUGCAGACAGACAAAGAUGGAAAAAAAGAAGGAGGAUCCCUCAUUCUUGGACAGGACACCGCAGACAGUUGAGGCCAAUGGAGGAAGUCUCAGUCACCAGCCAUCUCCUCUUCCCGAACUUCGUGUGGUUUUACUAGGCCGCAAAGGUGCUGGGAAGAGCUCAGCUGGAAAUACUAUUCUAGGCCUGGCAGGAGGGUUUGAGGUGAAUAAACCGACUGAGGAGUGUGUGAAGAGGCGCGCAGAUGUGGCAGGAAGGCGCGUCACGGUUGUGGACACCCCGGGCUGGGAAUGGUACUAUCCAGUGAAUGGGACUCCCGGUUGGGUGAGGAGAGAAACUAAGCGAAGCAUGUCCUUGUGUCCACCAGGCCCUCAUGCCGUUCUUCUAGUGGUGCGAUCCUGUACGUCAGUGACAGCCGAGUAUCAUCGGCAGAUCGAGGAGCACCUGGAGCUGCUGGGCAAAGCGGUGUGGGAUCACACACUGGUGCUGUUCACACGAGGGGACGAACUGGGCUCUGUUCCCAUCGAACAGAGGAUUCAAAAUGGCGGCAAGGCCUUCCAGAGGCUCCUGGAACGGUGUGGGAACAGGUUUCACGUUCUGGAGAACAAGCGGCGUGUCGAUGAUGGAUCGCAGAUGAAGGAACUGAUGAAGAAGUUGGAUGAGCUGAUCGGAGAGAGAGGAGGGAGAUAUUAUGAGACAGAUAUGCUGCUUCUAGAACUGGAGGUGGAGAGUAAACGGAGGGCACGAGAAAGGAGGAAGAAACAGAGGCUGAUGGAGGUGCAGACACUCAGAGGAACCAUCAGAGCUGCGCUGAUGAAUGACAAUCCUCAAAUUGAAGACCAGGAUGAGAAGAAUCUCUUCUCCAGAGGUUCACGGCGUCUCCCGGAGCUGAGACUGGUUCUGCUGGGAGAGAGAGAAACGGGGAAAAGCUCGGCUGGAAACGCUAUCCUCGGAGGACCAGGAUACUUUCAAAGUGGAGCGGCGACAGAGGAGUGUUCGAGACAGCAGACAGAGGUAUCUAAUAGACUGGUGAUGGUGGUGGAUGUGCCUGGAUGGGAGGACGGACCAGAGGGAACAACUCCAGAGAGAGUGAAGCGAGAGAUUGGAAUGAGCGUAACGUUAUGUCCUCCUGGACCUCAUGCGUUUCUUUUGACAUUAAGAGUGGACGCACUCGUCCAAGCACAGUCGGUGCGGGAGCACUUGGAGCUUCUGGGAGAGACGGUUUGGAGACAUACACUUCUUCUGUUCACAAGGGGCGACCAGCUACGAGAGGGAGUCACAAUUGAGCAGCACAUCCAAGGAGGAGGAAAGGAACUUCGCUGGUUGGUGGAACGAUGUUCGAAUAGGUUCCACGUCAUCAGCAGCAAUUCUUAUUUGGAAUCACAGAAUUCCAAAGCACAAAUAACAGAACUUCUGGAGAAGAUUGAGAAGAUGGUGGCGGGAAAUCGGUGUGAGGCCUUCUCGCCACUAGUGCAUGAGAUUCAAGAGUUAGGGAGACAAAAAAAUGAAAAAUUUCAACUGAAGAUCAAGGAGUUUAGCGAAAAGUUUCAACGGCAGGAGGAAGAACUGAAGAAGAUGAAGGAACGAGAGGUCAAGAGCAUUCGGUGGUUUUUCGAUAGACGCAAAAAAGACAAAGUACAAUCUCCUGAGAAGGCCGAAAGGGAAGAGUCACCGUACAAGGGCGAAGAUGACAGGAGAAGUGUGAUGGGUGAGCUGGAGGAAAGGAUGGCGUGGUUAACGGAAGACAAGGAGCGAGAGAUACAAGAGCUGAGCGCUGAAAUAAGCAAAGUCAUGGUGACUCACCAUCAGGGAGUGAAAGAGAACAAGCAACUGCUAAUGAGAUUAGAGGAAAGAGAACGCGAGGGGGAAGAACUUAAAGAGAAAGUGGACGAGCUUCAAAUAAAAUUGCUGGAACUGGAGCGUUUGGGUGCCAUGAAAGAGCAAGAACGAAAAGAGAGAGAGACCGAAAUUCAGCGAGCUCACUUGGACGAGAUGAAUGAACUUAAAAACAAAUUGCUGGACGCUGAAAAAGAGAUUGACAGUAUGAGAGGCAAGGCUGAUGAAACUCAAAAAGAGAUGGAUUCCUCACAACGCAGGUAUGAAGAAGAGGCCAGGCAGCAAAAGCAAGAGAUAGAGAGCAAAUUGAAAGAGAAGGACAAUGACAUUGAAAACAUUUUAAGAGAAAUUGAGGAGGUGAAACUUAAGGCUGAGAGCAGAGAAAGAGAACAAAGUGAGAAAUUCAGGGAAAAGGUUGAGAAGAGAGAGAAAGAGAUGGACAAGCUGAGAGAGAUGAUGGAGAUGAUGACAAAAGAGAUGGAGCAGCUACGAAUGUCUUAUCAAGAGCAAGUGAAAACAACAGAAGCCGAGAGAGAAAUGCGUGGAGACAUUGUGGAGAAAUACAACACGCUCAUAGAUAAACUUGUAGGGAAAGACAAAGAAAUAGAGCAAACGAUGAAAGACAAGGAAAAAGAGCUGAAUCGAAAUGCUAAAACACAAGAGCAGCUUCAGCAAAAAGAAGACGAAAUAGUCAAAUUAAGACAAAGAGAUCAAGAAAAGGACAGAGAACUGAAGACAGUGAAGCAAAACAUUACCGAAAAACAGAGGGAUAUAGAAAAGUUAAAAGACACUGUUCAGACAAAUACUGAAAAACACACAGCUGAACUUAAAGUUUUGGAGGAAGAGUUGAAAGCAAAAAAAGAUGAAAUAGACAAAUUAAAACAAAAAACCCUAGAGAAAGACAAAGACAUUGACAAACUAAAGCAAAACAUUUCCGAAAAACAAAAUGAUAUUGAAAAGAUAAAAGACAGUGUUCAGGCACAUAUUGAAGAAAAUGCUGCACAACUUAAACAUCUACAGGAGGAAUUCAAAGUAAAAGAAAAGGAAAAUGAAAGAUUAAGACGGAAAGACCAGGAGAAAGAACGAGAAAUUGACAUACUUGGGCAAAACAUUAGCAAAAAACAGAAAGACAAUGAAAAGUUAAGAGACUAUAUUGAAGAAAGUGUGGCUCAACUGAAGCAUUUAGAGGAAGAGCUGAAAAUGAAAGAAGAGGAAAUAACCAAAUUAAGACAAAGAGACCUGGAGAAAGACAAUGAAAUUCACACACUUAAGAAAAAUAUUAUUGGCCAACAGCAAGACGCUGAAAAAUUUAAAGUCAGUCUUCAGUCAAAUAUUGAAGAAAGUGCUGCUCAAUUGAAGCGUUUAGAGGAAGAAUUAAAAAAAAAAGAUGAGGAAAUAAUCCAAUUAAGAACAAGAGACCUGAAGAAAGACAGAGAAAUGAACACACUGCAGGAAAACAUUUGUGAAAAACAAAAAGACAUUGAAAAGUUAAGAGAGAAUAUUCAAGCACAUAUUGAGGAAAGUGCAGCUCAACUAAAACAUUUAGAUGAGGAGCUACAAACAAAAGAAAAUGAAAUAACCAAAUUAAAUGAGAGAGACAUGGAGAAAGACAAAGAAAUGGAGACACUGCUGCAAACAGUCCAUGAAAAGCAUAUAAGAGACAUAGAAAAGUUGAAAAACUGUGUUCAAGCAAAUACUGAACAAGGUGCUGCUCAACUAAAACUUCUAGAGGAGGAGUUUGACGUAAAGAUGGAGGUCUACAAAAGAAAGAAUACAGUUAUGGAAAAGGAGAUGGAAAAUAUAAAGAAACAGUAUGAGGAAACAAGACUAAUAAUGGAGAUGAAAGAGAAUAUAAUCAGUCAGUUACAACAGCAACACGCAGACAAUGAAAGACGCUCAGAAGAGCUGAGACAACAGCACAGGGAACAGCAAGAACAAAACGACGUCCUACAAAACUUGAACACAGAACUGGAGAAAGAAUUCAAAGAGCUGAAAAGCAAAUGUGAGGGACUUCAGACUCAGUUAAAGACUUCAGUUGAGCGCUAUGAGAUACAGAUGAAAGAAACUAAAGGGUUAGAACAACAGCUAGAAGAGUUAAAACGGCUGAUGGAUGAGAAGGAGAAAGAGAAAGAGAGUGAUAUGCAAGACAUUAAGGUGUAUUAUGAGAAAAGACUGAUAGAGAGGCAUGAAGAGCAUGAGACAGAGAGAGAACAAGAGCUUUGCAAAAGAGAGAGGGAGGUAGAAAAGAAAGAAGAAAAAUUUGCACAAAACAAACAAGAUUUGUUAAUGAGAGAGGGUGAAAUUACUAGGAGAGAGCAAGCACUAACAGAUGAAAAGCAGAAUUUGGAGGUGCAAAUGUACAGGAUUAAAGAAGAGGAGAAGAAUCUGGUAAACGAGGGCGAGAAUAACAAGCGUUUGGCUGUCGAUCUGAUGAGAAUGAGAGAAGAGAUUGAGAAAAAAGCGGAAGAGCUUAUGGUCGAAGAGGAAAAAUUAAAGGUGCAAGAGCAGCAAAUAAAAUGUAAAAAGGAUGAGCUACAAGCAAUGGAGAGGAUAUUGGAGAACAAGGAAAAGGAAAUAAAAGAUCUGAAUGAAAAGCAGGAGAAAAAUAUGGAAAACCUUAGACAGCAGCUAGAAAGGAGAGAACAAGAGCUGUUUGAAACAGAGGAGAAAUUUGUUGAAAAACAACACAGCCUUAAUGAAGAAGAAAAAUCUUUGGAGAUGCUCAGAUCAAAUCUGGAAAUGAGAGAAAAUGAACUUAAUCAACGGGAGCAGAUGUGGGAAGUAAAAACCAAAGAACUUUCAAAGAGCUCAGAGGAACUUGAUGAUAACAAACACAACAUGCAAAAACGGCAAGCCGAGUUGAGCAAUAAGGAAAAUUAUCUUCUGCAAAAAAUAAAAGGAUUGCAAGAAAAGGAGCAAGAACUUGUUCAGAGAGAGCAGGACCUUGAACUCAAAGGUCAAAGACUGAUGGAGCAACAACGAGAUAUGGAAAAACAGGACAAUACUCAGCAAAACCAGACAGCUUCACCUGAUGAGCAUGACCUGGAGCUUGAGAGCAUCAGAGAAGCAUUAGGAAAAAGGGAGCAAGAGCUGAUAAAAGCCGAAGAAGCACUUUCUCAAAGAGAGCAGAAGCUGAAAAGUGAAGAAAUCUUUUUGGAGAAAAGACAGCAAGUCAUGCAAAAACGGGAAGAACAUCAUGAAGACUUGUUACACGGUCUGAAGAAACAGCAGGAUGUUUUGAAAGACAGAGAAUGCUCUUUAGAUACCAGAGAAACAGAUCUGCAUCAACUGCAAUUGGAGCUCUCUAUGAGAGAUAAUAAACACCAAUAUUUACAGAACCAAGAAUUAGAUCUAAAGAAAAAAGAGAGCGAUGUUGAGGCCAAAACACAAAUGCUAGAACUCCUAAAAACAACACUAGAUGGGAGAGAAAAAGAGCUUGAGGAACAUCAAAACCAACUGGACAGCAGAACGCUGGAGCUAAAUAAUGAACAAGACAAGCUGGAAAAGAAGCGAGAGGAACUUGAGAAAUGGGAGAAGUAUUUGUAUAACACAGAGCUCAAAUCGAUACAAAAAGAGCCUUUCUCAGGGUAUCGCCAAUGGAAAAACAGCACUGAAAUUAAUGGGAAACACAUGGAAGCUGAAAAAAUCCAUGGAUUGUGUCAAGAAGUAGGAGUGGAGGGUGGCAUUUGUGACGCAACAGACACAAGAAGUGAAGAGCGACUGGAGUUGGCUACUAUAAACUGUGCAAACAACAGAUCAGUAAAGAACCAGAGGGUUAAACGAACACUGGAGGAAGAUGGUGAGAGUGACAAUUCUGAAAGCAAAAGUGAGGAAGACUUCUUUGAAUCUUCAAGCGCUAGUUUCCAACUUACCGGAGGUACACCCUUUCCUGUGUCUGAACUAAGGCUGAUGCUUUUAGGAGACUCCUGGUCGCCCCGUCACCCAGCGAAAUGUACAAUUGUGGGGCCUGAUGCAAAUGGAAGCAACCCUUGGAGGGGAGAAAUAUCCAGCAGGCAAAUCACCAUUGUAGAGCCUCAGGACCUGAAAUGGAGAUAUGGGACUGACAGUAAAGGCACAUUUCAAAAACAUCUCUUUCAAAGUAUCUCUCUGUGUCAACCUGGACCACAUGCAUUCAUCCUGGUAAUACCUGCUUAUGUAUCAUUCACUGGUCAGUACAUGCGUGCAGUGGAACGUACCAUGUCAGCGUUAGGAGAAGCAUCGUGGAAGCACGCUGUUGUUCUGCUCACCUGGGGGGAAACAUUAGGAGAGAGUGUCCAUCAGCAUGUGAAGAGAAACGGUGACCUGGAGCGGCUGGUUCUGAAGUGUGGGAAUAGAUGCCAUGUGCUUGACAACGGACAUCGGGAAUCUCACGUGGUUAAGUUGCUGGACAAGGUUGAGGAGUUGCUUGGAGGAAACAAUGGACAUUACUACAAACUGGACUGAAAUAGAGAAUUUAAAGUGAGCCUUUAUGACUGUUAAUAAUAUUUAAAUUAUGAUAUAGUCUGGUAGAUUGUCUUGACAUUCUCGACUUUAAACAUAUAUGUGAUUAGCAGUACAAAUGAAAAUAAACAAGAUUAUAAAAA